Messenger RNA from Laccaria bicolor S238N-H82, 1401 nucleotides. RefSeq lists its product as uncharacterized. NCBI's taxonomy places the organism in Eukaryota, Fungi, Basidiomycota, Agaricomycetes, Agaricales, Hydnangiaceae. The record is from RefSeq and is a predicted model, not a curated record. The transcript has 10 exons. Gene Ontology annotation, molecular function: O-methyltransferase activity. Bases 1 to 1401 code for a protein of 466 amino acids.
AUGUCUCUCUCCGAACUGACGAGCCUGCAGAAGACCCUCAACAGCGCCAUAGACGCCUUCAAGGCAGAGCUUGCCGCACAGAACUUGGCUGAACCGUCGCUCAAUACCUCGAAGCCUCAUCCUAUCGAUGACAUUACUUAUCUACCUACGCCAGCCAUGUACGAAGCUCGUAGGGUUGCGCUUGCAAGUCUUGGUCUUAUCAAAUCACUGAUUCAAUCUCCUUACGAUGCUCUUGCUGCUAACACAUGGAUGACACUUGAAGUAGCAGGCGUCCGUUUGGCUGCUGAAAUAGGGCUCGCAACAGUUCUUGGUGACUCUGAGGACGGCCUGAGUAUUAAUGAAAUUGCUGAAAAGACGAACGUCGAUGGAAUAAAAUUAGGCUGGUUCCGUGAGACUGAGCAAGGUUAUUUUGCCAACAAUCGCCUGAGCAACCUCAUAAAAAAAGACCAACCGGGAUUUCACCUGGCGACGUACAUGAACGAUCUUUUUAACAAAGUUUCCGUUGGCUUUUCGGAGAUGCUCAACCACCCAGACCCCGAAUUCAAGAAGAAUACCGAUCCUUUCCACACUGCUUUCCAACUAUCGUACAAGACCGAUGUUGCUUUCUUUGGUGCUGGUGGCUGGCUUACCAAGGACCCACAGGAAGCUGUGAAAUUCGGUCUUUCUAUGGGUGCAGUGGGACCUACAUCCGACCCCGGUGUUGCCGCCGACUUCCCGUGGGGUGACGUUGCUGAUGGUAUGGACGCCGUCGUCGAUGUCGGAGGGGGUCAGGGCACGCUCUGUUGCUCGCUCGCGGCCAAGUACCCAAAUAUCAAGAAAUUCAUCGUUCAGGAUCUCCCCGAAACACGAGAGGCAGCCGAGUCGUUUAUUGAAUCUAAGGGUCUGUCGGACAAAGUCAUUUUUGAAGCGCAAGAUUUCUUUAAGCCUCAACAGCGCAAGGGAAAGUACCUUUUCGUCAUGCAACGAGUUCUGCACGACUGGAGCACGGAAGAAGGUCAAAGGAGUUACUUCUCGAUUAUUCGACAACUCACAGGCUUGAUAGGUGCCAAGAUGCUUAAGCACAUUCGAGAUGUUCUUACCGAAGAUAGCCGUCUUUUGAUUAUCGACACUGUCAUACAAUCUGCCAUUGUUUCAUCUGAGGGACAAGAACUUGUCCAAUCUCUUUUGAAAUUGAACAAGAAUGUAUACGAGCCCGUACCACCUCCCCAAUUCAUCCCUGUCGACUUUGGAGAGGCCAGUCGCAUUCAGCACCAAAUUAAUGUUGCGCUUACGGCGUUGUGUAACUCGUUCGAACGCACUCUUCCUCAACUCCAGGAAAUGGUCGAGCUCGGCGGGCUGAAGAUUAAUAAAGUUAAUGCGACAAGGGGAUGGGCAUCCAUCACAGAAGUUGUGCUUGCUUAA